This is a messenger RNA of Lates calcarifer (barramundi perch), 4635 nucleotides long. RefSeq names its product testican-1. The record is from RefSeq and is a predicted model, not a curated record. The transcript is spliced from 12 exons. Gene Ontology annotation, molecular function: calcium ion binding; protein binding. The coding region runs from base 279 to 1532 and encodes 417 amino acids. Lineage: Eukaryota; Metazoa; Chordata; Actinopteri; Centropomidae.
CUAGAAUUGUGUAUUUGUGUGUUGUGCAAACCAUUUUCUCAUUUUCGUAGAUAGAUAGAAAGAUAGAAUGGUCUGUAUGAAUAAACAGAGAGGAGGAGGCGGGCUCUGGUAAGAGCUGAAGCUAACGGUCCACCGCCUUCAUCUCACUGUAGAAAUCAGGAGGAGCGUAACUUACCGGGGGACGGUGGGGCAGUGGACUUAAGUUUGACCGGGGAACUGGAGUAGUGGACACUAAGUUCUCUAAGCUGCGGAGUGAAUGACGAGAAGACAGGACCGGGAUGUACAGUAAGAGAAAAAUGCUCUUCCUGCUGCCUGUCCUGGCUCUCCUGCCGAGCAGAGAAACGGUGGUCUGCGGAGACGUGGCUCAGAACAACGAGGACAGAUCAUGGAUCAGUUUCAGAGAUGAUGACUACUUCAAGAGCUGGAAACCUGCCAAGUCCCUAGACCAAGGUCCAAAUACCAGGAAAAAUCCCUGUCUGAAGGUGCACUGUCCUCCUCACAACGUUUGUGUUAUCCAUUAUGACCAGACAGCCAUCUGCACCAAUUACAAGCAGCCAGCUCACAGCGUGAAGCCCAGGAAUGGUAGCCUCGGCCAUAAACACGGACGAGCAGAUGGUGCUCGUGGGAAAUGUAGGCUGUGCUCUAAGCUUCAGUCCAGUCCUGUAUGUGGAUCUGAUGCACACUACUCCUCAACCAAAUGUAAGUUGGAGUUCCAGAGCUGCCUCUCUGGGAAGACAAUCUCAGUGAAAUGUGAUGGACUGUGUCCCUGUUUGAUUGGUCAAGAGCUCAGCAGUCCACCACACAAGACUGAGAAGGCUGCUUGUACUGACACAGAGCUCCACAGCCUGGCUUCCAGACUUAAGGACUGGUUCAAACUUCUUCACCUCGAUGCCAACAGAGACCUAAAGUCCUUUGACAGCUUCGACUCUGCCACUGAACACUUUGACACCAGCAUCUUGCCCAUCUGUAAGGACUCAGUGGGCUGGAUGUUCAACAAGCUAGACAUAAACUCUGACCUCCUGCUGGACCAAUCAGAGCUGAGCACCAUCUACUUGGACAAGUACGAGCUGUGCAUGAAGCCCCUCUUCAACUCCUGCGACUCCUUCAAGGACGGCAAGCUGUCUAACAACGAGUGGUGUUACUGCUUCCAGAAACCUGAGGGACUGCCUUGCCAAAGAAAAAAAUAUCUGAUCCAGACACAGAAUCGAAGGAGAUCCACAGGCUCCCAUAUCCCUCGCUGUACUGAGGAGGGCUACUUCAAACCGACCCAGUGUCACGGCAGCACUGGCCAGUGUUGGUGUGUGGACAGAUAUGGCAACGAGAUCGCUGGCUCCAGAAAAGAAGGCAACCCCAACUGUGUUGAGGAGCAGGAGGCGUCGGGGGAUUUUGGCAGUGGGGAUGAUGUCACUCUCUUUGUUGACCAAGAAGAGGAGUUAUCACAGAAUGAACGAGGCAAACAGAAACACCCCCAAGGAGCUAUUGAGGACAGUGAGGAUGUGGAGAAGGACAGUCAAACUGGAUAUGUUUGGUAGCUCUGCCAUUAGCCAGCCAGUGGCUCUGUUCUCUCAACACAGAUCUGAGGCUGUUUCAGCAGGUCCACAAAGUUAAGAAUGUGUAAUAAUCUUCCAUUCAUAUGAUGAGUGGAGGAGUGCUUUGUGGAAAGAGUGUGCAUAAACAGCCAGCAAAAAACACACCACCAAACAUGUCAAGAGGUGAAAAAAAGAUAAUAACUUCCACUGAGUUUAGUAUACUAAAACUGGUACUGAGUAGUGAACAUUUCUUUUCUUUUUCUGAGUUUAACUUCCACUUUGCUGCUCCACCAGUAGCCAUUUAACAAGUGUACCCAGUAUCUCCAUCUACCUUGGCUUCAGUCUAUAUUUUUGCAUCGAUCAUUUUGCCUAAAUGUCUCUAGAGUGACCCUCCUACGCUCUCUAGACCAACAUCUCUAACUUUCAACAAUUUUUUGUCCAAUUUUUCCCCACAUUCUGUUUUUGCCUCCUCACUUUGUUUAUGUGUCAUGUUCAGAUCCUCUGGUCUCAGUCAGUGAGGCCAGCAAUAUAAGUUCACUUAUACGUAUGGUAAUAAAUAUUAGCUGUUACUUCUAGGAAGACUAAAUGCUGGUUUGUGUUUUCUGUCUUCAGACACUCACUCUCUUUUGUAUUUCACAGCUGGGCUCCUUUUAAGGUUCUGCAGUGUUGAUGCACCACUGUCACACUCCUGAGCUAUGAAUGCUCGCUGUAUUUUUAUGCCUCCAUGCUGGCAAAGGAUGUGGAUGUGAAGGUAUUAUGUUUUCAGGUUGUCCGUCUGUCUGUCCAUCAAAGGUCACUGUGAGCAAGAAUUUACACGCUAAUUAACUGUGACUGGACUGGUUGGAAGAUGCAUACAACCUAGAGGAGGUAAUUCUGGUUGACAUCUCUGUUUUAGGUGUUUCAUGGUCAGCCUCUCUUUCUUUUUCUUCUUCUUUGGGAGUUCCACUUGAGGGAUUGUCUUGUGAUGUUUGAAGCUGGUUUGCAGAGUGUAUUUCCUAUUCAUCUUUAGUGUUGUUUGAGAAUCUAAGACUGACUUCACAUUGGUGUAUCCUGAUCUUGGUUGUGAUGGCCAGGUGUCAUGCGCUCUAGAUGUUUCACAGCCAUUGCCAGUCCCAAACCCAAAUGAGAAAAGAGUAGGUUGGCAAGCUACCCUUCCCCAUAAAAAUCUGAUGGCUACACAUACGUCAACACGAGCAAACCAAGAAACCUCCAUCAGAAAGACUUAUGACAGACAACAAAGAAGGAAAACACUUUACCUUGACGAUCAUCGUGAUUAUUUUGGCUGCUUCUCUCUGCAGUGCAAUAUGGCUACCUUCAUUGAGUUGUAAAAAUAUUCAUGAGUCAAAAUCGCCUUAUUUUUCUUGCUUUUUUCCCCAGUUUAUGUUCUUUGUACAAACAAGACAGUCUGCUGCCAAUUUUGAUCUGCUUAAAAAACCUUGAAAAAGCUGUUGUUCUCACACAGACCUAAAGGGAAAUAUCAGAAAGUGUUCAUCAGUCAAAACACAAAUGCUCAGUGCCAAAAGGAAAAAUCUAAGAGAGUAAGAAGGAUUGUUGUGGAAAUUUGAUUCCUGUUUGAAGCAAGUUCAAGUCUCUCUCUAGACUCUGCUGUUGCUGAUGUGCUAAAAGAAUCUCAAUCAUGUUUAUGUCGCUAUUAUAGCUAACUAACACAUCUAAGAAGAGGCCGUUAACUCUUAGGAGUCUCUGUUGUAAGGAACAUCAUAUUAAACUUAAAACAUCUAAUGCAGUACAGGCACACUGAUUUUUAAUCUCAGUCUUUUUCAUUUGUCUUUUUAUUAAAGAAUCUAAAUCACUGUCUUUAGUUCAAGUUAAGUUCACUAUGAAGUGAUGUGUCUGCUGAUAGCAAAUACAUUUGUAUCAGCAUUUCCUCAUUGUUCACACUCACUGGAAAAGUAAUGAAAUAUUUACUGAGUAGAAGUAGAGUCAGUAGAUAGAGCAGGAUUGGUGGUUCAACUCCCAGUUUCUCCUGACUACAUAUUGAAGUGUACACUGCCAUUGGUGUAUGUGAAUGAUUGAAUGAGAGGCUAAGCUUUACAUUGAAGUGCAGUAUAAAUGAUGUCCCUUUACUGCGUAGAAUUUCUCUUUCACUGAAAUUCAGCUCAAGCAAGAAAAUACUGCUUGUCUUGUAAUUUUAGAAGAGUAGCCUUCUAUCAAAAAGGGUACAUAAAUCAUUUUGUGCCUGUCACACAAAUGGAUUGAUUAAUGGACGCAGUGUUUAAAUAUUAGAUUAGUAGUUAUGGUAAAUCAGGCUAUAAAUAAAUCUUAUUCUCAGCUCUUGCUCCUAUCAGUCCAACAGAUUUAAAGUCUUCCUGCAAAAUUUUAAUUAGUCCUGAAGCUUAAUGAAGUGACUUUUAUAUUUUACACUCUUCCCUGUCCCAUCUAUCUCGGGUCUUUUUCUCCUUCCUGAUGAUCUUCUUCUUUCCUCUUCAGCUCCAAUCAGGUAUCGCUGACAUCUAUUACGAGGCACUCCUCUUUCAUUGGCUCAAUUCCAUCAAUUCCGCUUUUGUGUGUUUGAAUGUGAGCUAUCGAUUCACUCAUUUAACAGACAAAUAAGCUCAUUUCUCCUCUUCUCUGAGCUUCGCAGUCAAUCUGGUCAUCCCCUGUUUUCUCAAGAUGUCGUCAGUGGAAAACAGUGUCCUGCUGUCUGCUGCCUUAACUCUUUGGCUGUGAAGUGGUCCUGACUGGGGCUAUAGACACACAGAUGUACACAUUCAGAUUUAUACACAAACAUUACAGCUCUCACAAUACAAAAUGACCAUAUUUGCAUAUAUAUUUCUUGCUGCUGUCAAUGUAUAGAUUUUACUUUGUAAGACUAAAAUAUUGUGUCCAAGCUGAUAUAACGAAUUGCUGUGUGGCAUUGUCAAAUUUCUGGGAUGUGAAUCGGGUUGUGUGAAGUUGACGGUCCUCAGUGUGUAGCUCUUUGUCUCUCCAUGCAGGCACAGUGAAUACAUUUUUAACUCUUGUUUUUCAUCAUUUUGAAAUUCUAAUGAAAUGGUGAUGUUUUGAGCUGAAAAGCAUUUGGUUUUCACUGUGACAGUUCCACAAUGUUUGUCUGAAUAAAUUUAAGUCCCAUUCUGUGUGUUCAGUG